AUGGAUCCCACCAUCCCAGCCCAGAGCACAGAACUCACACCAAGGAACGGAAGUGCUGAACCCCCUCCUAUAACUUGCUAUGAGCUGGCCCUGAAUCCUGUCUUGCCGGUGAUCAUCAUUGCCCUGCUUGGGCUGCUGGGAAACACAGUUGUGUUCUGGCUNCUGGGCUUCCGCAUGCGCAGGAACGCCUUCUCCGUCUACAUCCUCAACCUGGCCGGGGCCGACUUCCUCCUCCUCUGCUUCCUGAUGAUAGAAUCCCUGAAUAAACUCAUCAAGGUCUUCCAUUAUCCCUUCUUCAUCCCUAACGUGUUCCACAUUGUGUUGACUUUUUCCUACCUUGCCGGGCUGUAUAUGCUGAGCACCACCAGCACCGAGCGCUGCCUGUCGGUCCUGUGGCCCAUCUGGCAGCGGUGGCAGGAAGGGCAGCAGACCCUCCAGCAGGUUCUCCAGCGGGCUCUGCAGGACACUCCUGAGGUGGAUGAACGUGGGGGCAGCCUUCCUCAGGGAUCCCUGGAGCUGUUGGAAAGCAGAUAG
This is a messenger RNA of Propithecus coquereli (Coquerel's sifaka), 534 nucleotides long. RefSeq names its product mas-related G-protein coupled receptor member X2-like. The transcript is spliced from 3 exons. Lineage: Eukaryota; Metazoa; Chordata; Mammalia; Primates; Indriidae. Bases 1 to 534 code for a protein of 177 amino acids. Gene Ontology annotation, molecular function: G protein-coupled receptor activity. Gene Ontology annotation, biological process: G protein-coupled receptor signaling pathway. The record is from RefSeq and is a predicted model, not a curated record. Gene Ontology annotation, cellular component: membrane.